AUCAAAAAUCACUUAAGUGACUUCUCAUUUGGUUCCUCUUCAUUCCCUAAUAAUCUUGUGUAUUUCCUUUGUCCAGUCCGUUAAUGCAUCUUAUACUGACACUAUUUGCAAUCUAAAUCUUCCCUGUGACACUUCUGUUGUGUUUUGUACAUAAUUAAAUGCAAAUUAGAUUACAGUUGUUAGAUAAGUUAAGCCAUUGUGGGAUCUCUCCUAACAUUAUAGGCUUAUAGCCUACGUUAUUUUGCCAUCUACCCAUUUGGCCAGUAUCUUCCAUUCUUCCUAAAGGAAUUCCAACUACCAGUCUCUUUUGUUUAACUUUUUUUUUUAUGUAACUAAGAGUCUACCGGAUUCGCUGUAAUCUCAUUAAUUACUUAAUGCAUUUUAUCAAACAAUCUGAACUACCAGUUACAACAUGUGAAAUACGAAAACAUAAAAUAAUAAUUUUAAACCAUGUCAAAUAUAAUAUAUAUGACUUAUGAGCUUGUCCUAUAAAUAUAAAGCACCAUGCUUCGCAAACCACACACGUAAACGAAUCUAGAGAGAGCAUUCACAUAUAGCCUUUUAUUUGAAAAAUGAGGUUUUUUAAGGCUCUCAUCCUCAUUCCUAUUGCCAUAUUGGCUUUGGUAAUUUCCUUUGCUGAAGCUUAUGAUCCAAGUCCACUCCAAGAUUUCUGUGUCGCCAUUGAUGACCUAAAUGGUGUUUUUGUGAAUGGUAGGUUCUGUAAAGACCCGAUGCGAGUCAAUGCAGAAGAUUUUUUCUUCUCUGGCCUCAACGUGCCUGGGAACACCAGUAAUCAAGUUGGCUCCAAUGUGACCACGGUUAAUGUUGAUCAGAUCCCAGGGCUAAACACCAUGGGCAUAUCAUUGGUGCGCAUAGACUACGCUCCACAUGGACAAAACCCACCUCACACGCAUCCCCGUGGCUCAGAGAUCCUUGUCCUUAUCAAAGGAACAUUAUACGUCGGGUUUGUCUCUUCCAAUCAAGACAAUAACCGUUUAUUCGCUAAAGUAUUGCAUCCUGGCGACGUAUUUGUGUUCCCCAUUGGAAUGAUUCAUUUUCAGGUAAAUAUUGGGAAAGUCCCUGCCGUUGCUUUUGCAGGAUUGAGUAGUCAGAACGCUGGUGUUAUCACAAUCGCAAACGCUGUGUUCGGGUCAAAUCCUCCUAUAUAUCCAGAAGUUCUAGCCAGGGCGUUCCAGUUGGAUGAAAACAUUGUCAAAGAACUUCAGGCCAAGUUUGGUCCAUGAACUUUGAAGUCAUUAUGAGUGCUUAUCAUUGCUAUAUGCACUUAAACAAUAGUGUACAACUAAAAAUGUUAUGUCAAAUAAAAAUAAAGAAAUAGUGUUGUUUACCUGAUUAUUUUUUUAAUCUUAUAUGUUACUUCUAAAA
Molecule: messenger RNA, 1386 nt
Organism: Brassica napus (rape)
Lineage: Eukaryota; Viridiplantae; Streptophyta; Magnoliopsida; Brassicales; Brassicaceae
Product: germin-like protein subfamily 1 member 16
Exons: 2
Coding region: 573-1244 (223 amino acids)
Cellular component (GO): cell wall
Molecular function (GO): manganese ion binding
Source: RefSeq, a predicted model, not a curated record